AGUAUACCUGGAAAAAUUAUAUUCGUUAGGAUAGUACGUGAAAUCAUGGUGUUUUAAUCGGUCGUAAAAAUUAAGUAAUUCGAUUUAACCGAUACGCCGGGUAUUCGUAUCGUACAUUUCGGUCAUGGCCACUGCGACUUCGCCAAUUAAAAUAUACGAAGCAUACGAAACGAGAGAAAUGGACGGAUGUACGAGUUUCCUAAUAGUGCGCGUAGCGCGUAUAUUCCCCUAAUUACGACGGAGAAUGUCCCGAGAGAGCUACAAGAUGACGUCUAUGUAAUCUAAUCGAUGAGUAAGUUUGCCCGCCGUUCUAACUGAUUAGCUUUUCCAUUAAAAUUCAUCAAAGUAAAAUGAACUUUAAGGUUACAACCUUAAUUCCUAAUCUAUUCACCAACCUAACCCAAACUGCAACGUCAACGAUGCAUCCCAGAGAGAUAAGCCUAUCGUCCAUCUCGCUUCCAUUGACCCUAAAAGUUAUGAUAAGCGGACAGCGUCGAAACUGCUACAUACAAUGAGCGAGCGUUCGGCGAGAAGAUCAUCACGGAGGAUCGUCGAACACGAGAAAUGGAUGAAUUGCUAUUUUCGAAAGCUGGCGUCGCUCUACAGAAAGUCACCGUGUCUGUGGAAGAAAGACACGCGGGGUUAUUUGGACAGCGAGUACAGACAUCGUGCUUAUAGUCGCAUUCAUCGAGCCAUGGAAUUGCCGGGGGUGACUUUCGUCGAGAUAGUCUUGAAGAUUCGCGAGAUGCGCCGCCUCUACGUGAACGAACUAAAAAGGUUGCUGGGGGCCAAGUCGUACGGCCAUUGUUACGAGAUCUCGCUACCAUGGUUCUACAAUUUACAUCAAUUUCUCUACCCGUACCUGGAUUACGACGAGGCAGUCGAGUUGCAUAACGUAGACGAAACUUUUGCCAAGAAUGAGAACUGCAGUUGCUUCCGAUGCCUGAUAUCGAGUAGAAAUACUCGUAUUCGACAUUUCUUACCGUCUAGCACACAACGAACUAUCCCUACUCUGAAUUCGAUUAGUUCCCCUGCCGUCUCUUUGCCAGAGGUCAAGACUCGCCCUCGAACUUGCCCUCGCUCCUGCAGCCGAAUUUCCUAUACUAAAAAACAACUGGACAGAUUUCCUUCCCGCGCAAUCUGCACAACGAUCAGUAGAUGCACUUCCUGCUGCGAGAACUUGGAACAUCAUGGAGAUAUGGCUGAGAACGAAUUAAGGGACACGCGAGAGGUAAAGUGUCACGAAUUUACAAUCUGCGGAUUACAUAGCACAGCAUCGAGUGACGAUACUUGCGACACUGACUCGGAUCAGUUGGAAACUUUCUCGAUGACUGUGACACGUUGUCUCAGGAAGUUGGAUAAACCGUAUGCGCUUAAAGCGCAAGCAGAAAUUCAACAAAUCUUGGAGAAUAUGCUGAUAAAAUCAAAGAACAAUUCCCCGAAAAGGACUCGUUUACGCGAAUCGUCCUACGAUUUGUGAUAAAACGUAUUCCAAGAUCCAAAGCAAGAUCCAGCACGGAACGUAUUGAAGAAAUCCAACUUUCGAUCGCCACCUCCCUCCGUUCAUGCAUAGCAGCGCGCGGAUGGUAUCGAUCCGACUUUGGUAGACCGCAGCGUUAUGAUUAGUAUUCAGCGAGUGUCGCAGUCGGCCGGUCGGACAAGGACGAAGAUGGCAAGAUUUGCUCUGGCAAAACGGAGGAUGCGUGCCACACAGCCUGUCCCUGAUAACAGGUUAUCCUUUGAUCGAACCCCCUCUCGCAAAAAGUUCACGUUCCUGCCGUUAUUGCUACUAAACCGAAACGCGAUCAGACGAAGUCGCGUUAAUCCUCAAAGCGAAUCAUCGAUUAAGGGAUUAUCAAAGGUUGUAUCGAAUCUCAUUCACCGUCGACAAAGAAUCGACGCGUUGGCUUGGCUUCGAGAUCGAUUACUCGAUGAAAAGAGUUCCGUUCGGAAUCUUCAAGUUUUAUAA
Bombus impatiens (common eastern bumble bee) is the source of this 1969-nucleotide messenger RNA. RefSeq lists its product as uncharacterized. The coding region runs from base 512 to 1480 and encodes 322 amino acids. The transcript has 6 exons. Lineage: Eukaryota; Metazoa; Arthropoda; Insecta; Hymenoptera; Apidae. The record is from RefSeq and is a predicted model, not a curated record.